CAAAGUUUGAUCAGCACCGACAGAAACAAAAAAUAAAUAACUGAUAGUCGCCAGCGAAAGAGUCGAGGCAAGCGAUAGUGUUGACUUUUUUCUUCUUUCUUUCUUUCUUUCUUCUAUUCAUAGGCCAUAGGCAUUCUCCCAAUCGUGUUCAAUAUCACCAUCAUCUUAUUUGGCAAUAAUGCGUGUGCAAGAGACAUAUAGCGAGUUUCCGGUGCGUGCAGUGAUCGUCAUGGGGGUCAGUGGCAGCGGCAAGAGCACGGUGGGGGCGCGACUGGCGCAGCAGCUGGGCAAUGCGCCGUUCAUCGACGCUGACUCGCUGCACCCGCCAGCAAACAUCGCGCUGAUGAAGAGCGGCACGGCGCUGACGGACAGCAACCGGUGGCCAUGGCUCAAGCUCGUGCGCGAAGAGAUCGAAAAGAAAUCAAAAAGCGUACUGGCAUCAUCAGAUGCCAGCAGCAAUAGAAGCGCCGGUGGGGAGGCGAGGGAUGAAAGGCGACUGCUGUAUGUGGUGUGCGCGUGCUCGGCGCUCAAGCGCAGCUACCGCGAGCUGCUGUCGCGCGGCGACCCGGGCUUGGGGUGGACGCACGAUACGGUGUUUGUGUUCGUGGACGUGUCGAAGCGCGAGCUCUCGCGGCGGCUGGCGCUGAGGGCCGGGCACUUCAUGGACCCGGCGCUGCUGGACUCGCAGCUCGAGACGCUCGAGGCGCCGAGCGUCACGCGCGAGGCGGCGGUGGUCGUGCACGGCGACGGCGCGGCGGUCGACGAGGUUGUGGCGGACGCGUGGCAGCAGAUCCGAGGGUACGUGUCGAAGAACUCGCUGUGAAAGGGCGUGUUGGCGGCGGCAGCGCAGCAAUCUAGAAUUCCAGCAACCCAGGCAGCGCAGCAAC
This is a messenger RNA of Kickxella alabastrina, 887 nucleotides long. Its product is annotated as P-loop containing nucleoside triphosphate hydrolase protein. The record is from RefSeq and is a predicted model, not a curated record. NCBI's taxonomy places the organism in Eukaryota, Fungi, Kickxellomycota, Kickxellomycetes, Kickxellales, Kickxellaceae. The transcript is spliced from 3 exons. Bases 179 to 823 code for a protein of 214 amino acids. Gene Ontology annotation, cellular component: cytoplasm. Gene Ontology annotation, molecular function: gluconokinase activity.